Messenger RNA from Trichoderma atroviride IMI 206040, 583 nucleotides. Lineage: Eukaryota; Fungi; Ascomycota; Sordariomycetes; Hypocreales; Hypocreaceae. The record is from RefSeq and is a predicted model, not a curated record.
AUGUGUUACUAUACAGUUGGUGAAGCAGUCUAUGAAGACUGCGACCCUAACCCGUCGCACAUGGUAAAGUGUAUCAUCUUCGAGAAAUGCCUGCUCAAGGAGGGUUCGAGAGAUGCCUGCAUGCAUCCAGGAGUCAGAAAGCCUGACGCCGUUCUCAAGAAGCACGUCAAAGACGGGAAAUGUCCCGUCUGCCCCAAGUUCACCAUUCCCAUUCGUGGGAGCUAUGUUGUGCUCCCGGAUUCUCCGCGGAGCGAGCGCUCUUUCUCGUCUGAGAAAACUGACUUUGAGGAGGAGAGCUAGAAAGAUGGUCUACUGGACGUCUUUGGCGGUACAAGAUGCAGAUAGUACCUGUUUACUGGGUAGUUGUUUGAUGGGGCAAUAAACAAUGGGACUUCAUCUCCUCUUGCGAGCGAUAUGGUAUUAAAUCUGGGGAGGAAAUAAUUUGGGCUGUUCUUUGGAUUCUGUUUGUAGUCAAUUUGUUUGGCGAUGGUCUGUUCGAAGGCCCGCAUGGUUUGCACACAUCUACAUGUACGUAGUCAGCGUCGCUUGAUCUGGCUUGGUGAAUACAAGAUUGCGUUCUUUA